ACAGAGGUUAUCGCAUCAUCGUAUUACUAGUCGUCGCAUGUCCAUUCUCGUAAUUUCUUUUCAUCACCGAUUAUAACGUCUUAGUACGAUAAAUAAACUCAAAGAUUCUGCGCUACGCGUUUCGUUUGUUGUUUGAUUCGUUCUACUAUCUUUCAAAUCGUUAUAAAUAUGGAGAAAUUAAUUUUUUUUUCUGUUGUUGCGAGUGUUUUUCUCGCUACUGCGGUUCAAGCUUCUCUGCACGAAAAUGCGUCCGCGAUAGCAAAUCUUGCAAGUGGCGAUUGCAAAUGCGAGAAUUACAACUGUGGCUGUUGCCAACACAUCCAAUGGAUUGAAACAGGAAUCGAUGCAAACCUGUGUACCAAUUUCUCUUACCUGCCACAAGAUUAUGGCGUUUCUAUGACCAUCACCUGGAAUAAUUAUACAAUUUUGAACGAAACAUUCUCAGCAACAAAUCCGCCUCCACUAUGUUUCGGAAUACCGGAGUUGGAGAAGGUCAGCGCUUUGAUUUGCCUGCGGCUUUACGAAUUGAAAUUUUCAUCCGAACAUUUCCAUGGAUGCGCCAGACUCACUAUGAGCGUUUAUCACAUAUUGAAAAAGAGAAUAGAGCUUGGAUGUUUCAACAUACCGAACAGUUCACUGCGAGAAACUGAGGCACAAAAACUCCAUAAUGCAUUCUUGUUUGUAAAAGAAUAUCUGCACGAAUUGGAAUUUUUGAACAAUACUGGGCCUACAGUUAAUAUGAUUUAAAAACAACGAGGAAUGUUUUUUUUUUUUUUUUUAAAUUCAGUGAUAAAAGGAUUUUCAGGCGAAUCGAAUGCACAUUUUAUUUUCUCGUAUAUCGUAUCUCUGUAUUUCCACAAUUCUUAUAAGUUUCUGAUAAAUAAUUUAGCAAGUAUGAGUAUUAUAAUCCAUGAUAACGAGCACAAAGCAAAAGAAGAUUGAAUCGUAUAAUAAAAUUGGAAUAUUUUGCAUACAACAA
Molecule: messenger RNA, 979 nt
Organism: Venturia canescens
Lineage: Eukaryota; Metazoa; Arthropoda; Insecta; Hymenoptera; Ichneumonidae
Exons: 3
Coding region: 169-747 (192 amino acids)
Source: RefSeq, a predicted model, not a curated record